GGAGGAGGUGGUGGUGGAGCUGCUCUUGGGUGGGAGGAGGAGGAGGAGGAGGAGGAAGAGGAGGAGGAGGAAGGCAGUUAAUUAAUUUGGUGUUGUUGUUGCAUUAAGGUGCGUGGGGGAGAAAGGAGAUAAGUGCUCAUAAGUGUGUCUGUGGGGGCAAGUUGGAGCUUUGGUGGCUGAGAAGAAAGAGAGAAAGAAAGAUCCCAGAUUGCUCUCCCCAGGCAAAUGGGUGACCUCUUUCUUCCUUGGCUUUCUCUUUCUUUCUCUCUCUCUCUGGUGCUCCUCUUGAUCUUCUCCUCCUCUCCAACCAGGACCUCUCUGUAUAUAUCUCCCUUUCUGGGACCUAUAGCCUUUGCUGAAGUUGAGAUCCUGAGGAUGGAUCAUGGGGGGUCUCCUUGGAACUGGGGUCUGGAGAGAAGCCAUUACAGCAGAGUCCUGCUCCUUAUUAUGGGGAUGAUUCCCCCUUUGGAGAGGAAGAAAGGGAAGCUAACAGAGGGCUUUGCUUCUUGUGCACUUCCAUGGCUUUCCAGGGAAUGAGAAGCAGCUGAGCUCCUUCCCUCCCACCCUCUCUUUCUCUCUCGUGUCCCUCUUCCCCCCUUCUCUUUCUUUAUCUCCUUGUCCUCCAUUUGCAAGCUGUCUGCUUUGGUUCCAGUCCAGACUCCCAAAACACAAAGCUACUUCUCUUUCCCAUGCACACCAGAAGGGAGAAUCUCCCUCUCCAUCUCAAGGCUUUUCUCGGGCUCCUCCACCACCACCACCUCUUUCCUCCUUUUCUUUCUUGGCUUUUGUAGUUUCUGCUUCUGGGUGGAGGGGGAAAGGAGGGAAGGAAGGGGAGAUCUUUGCUGGAGGAGCCCCCUAAGGAUCUUCUCUUUGGAUCUGAUUCUGGACCCCCAGGGAAAGUUUUUGUCCUCUUGGUUUUGGAAGGAUCUUCUAGGAGAUCCUGGAUUUUUUUUUUGUUUGGAUUUUUUUUUGUUUGGAAGCGAAGGAGGAAGCUGGUGAGAUCUGGGGCUGCUUUCAGAAAGCUGGCUGCUUUGUGUGCUUUCCCUGCUUGUCUCAUGAAGCUACUUGCAUGCCUAAGAGGAAGUGAAUAGUUGGACAGAGGGCUGUGAUCUGAGUCAGGAUUUCCUAAUGUAAGAUUUACCAACAAGAACUAUGGAGGUGCUGCAGUGUGAUGGCUGUGAUUUUCGAGCACCAUCCUACGAAGAUCUCAAAGCUCAUAUUCAGGAUGUCCAUACUGCAUUUCUGCAGCCCACAGAUGUUGCUGAGGAAACUCCGAGUCAGUCAAGGUUCAGUUCCAUGAAUAGCAAUGACCAGCCUGAGGUGGAAUAUUCUUCUGUAAAAGACGAAUUUGCAAUCGCAGAUGAAAUAGCAGGACAAAAUGCAGCUCAGUUGGGGACAGCAAAUUACUACAGCCAUAGCCAGAAUUAUUAUGGCCAACAUAUGCUCUCCAAGCCAGCAAACAAAUUUUUUCAGUGUAAAUUUUGCGUGCGCUAUUUCAGAUCCAAAAACCUUCUCAUGGAACAUACACGAAAGGUUCAUGGUGCUCAAGCAUCAGCUGGAUCGCCUGGUGCUGGCUCCAUGAAUUACAACAUCAUGAUGCAUGAGGGAUUUGGUAAGGUUUUUUCUUGCCAGUUCUGCACCUAUAAAUCACCGAGACGUGCAAGGAUUAUCAAACACCAGAAGAUGUACCACAAGAACAGUCUGAAAGAGAGCUCCACCCCUCCUGCCACUUCAGCAGCUUUGUCUGAAUCGGCAUGUACAUCUGUGUCAGUGCAGGACUCAUGCAAGGAGCUUCCAGCUGAAGUUGUAGAACGCAGUAUCUUGGAGUCAAUGGUCAAGCCUUUAACCAAGUCAAGAGGCAACUUCUGUUGUGAAUGGUGCAGCUAUCAGACGCCUCGAAGGGAACGCUGGUGUGACCAUAUGAUGAAGAAACAUCGCAGCAUGGUGAAAAUACUUUCAAACUUGAGGCAACAACCGGAUGGGACCAGUAUGCCAGAAGGCUCAAGCAAAGGUCCACCAAGUCCCACCCCAAACUCCAACUAUGUUCCCAUGAAUGCUUCUGGACGAGAGAUGCCUAACGCAAAUGUCACAAACUACAGAGGUUCUAUGAACAAUUCCCUUGGCAGGUCCAACUCUUCCUCAAAAUUUUCUUCUGUUUCUUACCCACAUUUGAAGCAUAAGGCAUCUCACAACUCGGGCAUUGUUAAUUUGUCUGACAGAUCUCAAUACGGGAUGGGUGAUAUGGCAAAUUCUUCUGCUGACAUGGAUACAAACAGUAUGCUAAAUGACUCCAGUUCUGAUGAUGAGCUGAAUGAACUUGAUAGUGAGAAUGGGUUGAACUCUAUGGAUCACCAAAGCUCAGGAUUAAGUGCAGAGCAGCUAAUGGGAUCUGAGGGCCACAAGUUAUUGGAAACAAAGGGCAUCCCAUUUAGAAGGUUUAUGAAUAGGUUCCAGUGUCCUUUCUGCCCUUUCCUUACCAUGCAUCGGCGAAGCAUUUCCCGCCAUAUCGAAAACAUCCAUCUAUCAGGCAAGACGGCAGUAUACAAAUGUGAUGAAUGUCCUUUCACUUGUAAGAGCUCAUUCAAACUCGGGGCUCAUAAACAGUGUCAUAGUGGUGCAGCAUCAGACUGGGAUGCAGUGAAUUCCCAAACUGAAAGUAUAGCUUCUUCUUUAAAUGAAAGCACAGUAUCUUAUGAAGGGGGUAAUAUAAAUGGCAGGAAAUCUGGGGGAAUGAUAGAUUCCAUGCAGCAACAGUCUCCACAAUCCAACUCACAGCAUCCAUAUAAAUGUACUAUGUGCAAUUAUUCCACAACCACCUUGAAAGGUCUUCGAGUUCAUCAGCAACACAAACACUCAUUUUGUGACAACUUACCAAAAUAUGAAGGCGCCUCAUCAAAUACUCCACAAGACAGUGAACCUGAUACUCUUGCCUCUCCUAGCACUGUGAAGAAAAGCCAGACCUCAAUUCUUGGACUGUCGUCUAAAAACAACUUUGUAGCUAAAGCCUCUAGGAAGAUGUCCAAUGACUUUCCCCUUGACUUGUCACCAGUAAAAAAGAGAACUAGAAUUGACGAGAUAGCAAGCAACUUGCAGAGUAAAAUAAGUCAAAACAAGCAGCAGGAAGAUUCAGUAAUUAAUGUAGAGGAUGAGGAAGACGAGGAAGAAGACAACGAAGUAGAGAUAGAAGUAGAACUAGACAAAGAGGAAGAACAGGCAGAACCACUGAUGGAUAUAUCAUCAUUCACUUCCCAACAAAUGUGGGGGAGAGAUAGUAGUGACACCCAGAAAGAUUCCAGCUAUAGGAAUAUCGUCCAUGAAUAUAAUUCCACUAAUGGGGCAGAAAUUGAGCUCACUAUAUCUGAGGAUGAGGAGGACUAUUAUUGUUCUUCAAUGGGCUUGAAGGAUCAGGGUCUGAAUUCAUCGGUUUUGGGCAGCCAGUCAAGUAUAUAUGGAUCUGAUCAAAAUAAUGAUAAUUCUGAUUAUGGUGAUUCUGGGCGGCUUUACUACUGUAAACACUGUGACUUCAGCAACAAGUCUGCCAGGAGUGUUAGCACUCAUUACCAGCGGAUGCAUCCCUACAUUAAAUUCAGCUUUAGGUAUAUACUGGAUCCUAAUGAUCACAGUGCAGUGUACAGAUGCCUUGAAUGUUACAUUGAUUAUACAAACUUUGAAGACCUGCAACAACAUUAUGGUGAGCAUCAUCCUGAAGCAAUGAAUGUACUAAAUUUUGAUCAUUCUGAUUUGAUCUAUCGUUGUCGCUUCUGCUCUUACACCAGCCCAAAUGUUAGAAGUUUAAUGCCUCAUUACCAAAGAAUGCACCCAACAGUGAAAAUUAACAAUGCAAUGAUAUUCUCAAGCUAUGUAGUUGAGCAGCAGGAAAGUCUAAACGCAGAGUCUCAGACUUUGAGGGAGAUCUUGAAUUCAGCUCCCAAAAGUCUGGUUAGUUCGACCCCGGUUGCGCGUGGGACUGGUGUACCUGGUUCUUUUAACAAAAAUUCUCCAAAAGCCAAUAGCCCAGAAUCUGAAAGCCAGAAGGAAUCAUCAGUAAAUAGUGUUGUAGUGUAUGACUGUGAUGUCUGUUCAUUUGCAAGUCCUAACAUGCAUUCUGUCCUAGUGCAUUACCAGAAAAAACAUCCAGAAGAAAAGGCUUCCUACUUCAGGAUUCAGAAAACUAUGCGUGUGGUGUCUGUUGAAAGGGGCUCCGCUCUGGCUCAGAUGGCGUAUGAAAUGGGAUCCCCUGUCUCGCCCAAAAUGUCCAACUUGUCUUCACAGCUCCAGCCUCCGCCACCUCCAGAUCUUAUGACAGAGCUUUAUUAUUGCAAACAUUGCUCUUAUAGCAAUAGGUCAGUAGUAGGAGUACUAGUGCAUUACCAGAAAAGGCAUCCAGAGAUAAAAGUUACUGCAAAAUACAUAAGACAGGCACCUCCCACUGCGGCUAUGAUGAGAGCUGGAGAGUUACCUCCUGGCAUCCAUAGACCACCGGCAUCUAUGCAACAGCAUAAUAGAGGAAAUUCUGGGAGAGCUGUUGCUUCCUCAGAGAAUGAGAUGUUCUUCUGCCAGCACUGUGAUUAUGGAAACCGGACUGUGAAAGGCGUGCUCAUACAUUACCAAAAGAAGCAUCGUGAUUUCAAAGCCAAUGCCGAUGUGAUUAGGCAGCAUACUGCCACAAUCAGAAGCCUUUGUGAUCGUGGCCAGAAAAACUCCCCUGGUGGCAUGCAUACACAGGCUUCCAAUGCUGAGCAAGAAAAGGCAAAGCUGAGAGCUCUCAAAUGCCGGCAAUGUUCUUACACAUCACCUUAUUUCUAUGCCCUAAGGAAGCACAUUAAAAAGGACCACCCGAGCUUGAAGGCCACAGUCACAUCUAUUUUGCGUUGGGCCUUUCUGGAUGGCCUAAUAGAAGCUGGUUAUCAUUGUGAAUGGUGUAUCUACUGUCAUGCUGAGCCCAGCGGCUUACUUGUUCAUUACCAAAGGCGACAUCCUGAGCAUUAUGUGGACUAUACUUAUAUGGCAACAAAACUCUGGGCAGGGCCAGAUCCUUCACCUCCAGCCAUGUUGAUACCCUCAGAGAUGAAAACGUACAAAUGCAGAGACUGCAUUUUUGAAGCAUCUUCCAUCUGGGACAUCACUAAUCACUACCAAGCUUUUCAUCCAUGGGCUAUGAAUGGGGAUGAAUCUGUAUUGCUAGAUAUCAUUAAGGAGAAAGAUGCUGCUGAUAAAAGCAACGAUGCCAGUGCCAUAUUAAAUUCAGAGGACCAGAUGCCAGGAACACAGUUGGACCAGGAUACUGAAUAUGCAGGUGAUUCAAACCUUUCUCAAGACAAAGCUAUCCAGCUCACUUCUGUGAAUCCUGCAAUAUCUUCAACACCAUACCAAUGCACAGUGUGCCAAUCAGAAUACAACAACUUACAUGGCCUUCUAACUCACUACGGCAAAAAACAUCCUGGAAUGAAAGUGAAAGCUGCAGAUUUUGCACAAGACAUCGAUAUUAAUCCAGGUGCUGUGUACAAAUGUAGGCAUUGCCCAUACAUCAAUACACGUAUCCAUGGCGUUCUCACACACUAUCAGAAAAGGCACCCCUCAGUUAAGGUCACUGCAGAAGAUUUUGUACAUGAUGUGGAACAACCUGCUGACAUGAACCAGAAUGAUGUGGAAGAGACCAGUAGGAUUUUCAAGCAAGGGUAUGGUGCUUACAGGUGUAAGUUGUGCCCUUAUACACAUGGCACUUUAGAGAAACUCAAAAUCCAUUAUGAAAAAUACCACAACCAGCCUGAAUUUGAUGUGUUUGCACAGUCACCUCCCAAGUUUCCUCCAACCAUGGAACCUGAACUAGUCACUGAAAUGAAGCCCUCCCCAGAAGAAAUCCCACCUGAAGAGAUCAUCGGAGAAGACAUUAUGUCCCCUUCCCAUUUUUCAAGUUCCCAUUUGGUUUCUCACACUGUAUUCCGGUGCCAGCUCUGUAAGUAUUUUUGCUCCACAAGGAAAGGCAUAGCGAGGCACUACCGAAUAAAGCACAACAAUGUGCGGGCCCAGCCAGAAGGCAAGAACAACCUCUUUAAAUGUGCGUUGUGUUCCUACACAAAUCCUAUCCGUAAAGGUCUGGCUGCACAUUAUCAGAAGCGUCAUGACAUUGACGCAUACUAUACCCAUUGCUUAGCAGCCUCGAGGACUGUAACUGACAAGCCCAAUAAAGUAAUUAUUCCAUCGCCCCAGAAAGAUGAUUCUCCUCAGCUAAGUGAGGAACUGAGAAGGGCUGUGGAGAAGAAGAAGUGCUCUCUGUGCUCCUUCCAGUCCUUCAGCAAAAAAGGAAUUGUGUCCCAUUACAUGAAACGCCACCCGGGCGUGUUCCCGAAGAAACAGCAUGCAAGCAAGUUGGGGGGUUACUUCACUGCUGUGUAUGCCGAUGAGUAUGAAAAGCCGGAACCUUCCCCUGAGGAGAAGAAUGAUUUUGAGAAGCCGGAGGUCGAGGUCGAGGUGCCAGAGCCGGUGCCAGAAAUGGAGUGGCUUCCCUUCCGGUGCGUUAAGUGUUUCAAACUCUCCUUCAGCUCAGCCGAGCUCCUGUGCAUGCAUUACACCGAGCACCACAGCAAGGACUUAAAGAGAGACUUUACCAUCCUGGAAAGUGGCAUCCAUUUUCCGGACCCCCUCUACCAGUGCCGGCAUUGUGAUUGUAAAUUGCAUAGCAUUGCGGAGUUGACCUCACACUUGAACAGCCACAAUGAGGAAUUCCAGAAGCGUGCCAAACGUCAGGAGAGAAGGAAGCAGCUUAUGAGCAAGCAAAAAUAUGCAGAUGGUGCUUUUGUAGAUUUCAAGCAAGAGAGGCCUUUUGGAAGCUUGGAAGAAAUUUCAAAACUGAAGGAGCGGAAGGUUGUGGGAUACAAGUGUAAAUUUUGUGUGGAAGUUCAUCCAACUCUACGAGCCAUCUGCAACCAUCUUCGUAAGCAUGUUCAGUAUGGGAAUGGUACCUCGGUGUCUGCUGCAGUCAAGCAGGAAGUUGAAGAUCCUUCACAUGCAGCUUUCUUGGAGGGUAUUGAGGGAGCCAAAGACCCUGGCAGUAUUGCCACUCUGGAACUUACAGAAGCUGAAUCUGGACCAUCACUGGAAGAUGAAACCAGACCUGGUGGCUACCACUGCAGCCAGUGUGACCGGGUUUUGAUGUCUAUGCAGGGUCUACGAUCGCAUGAGAGGAGCCACAUGGCACUGGCCAUGUUUACUCGUGAAGACAAGUACAGCUGCCAGUAUUGCUCCUUUGUCUCUGCUUUCAGGCACAAUUUGGAUCGCCAUAUGCAAGCUCACCAUGGACAUCAUAAACCAUUCCGCUGCAAACUCUGCCCAUUCAAGUCCUCCUAUAAUAGCCGGCUGAAAACUCAUCUGCUCAAAGCUCAUGCUGGUAAACAUGCCUACAAAUGCUCCUCCUGCUCAUUUUCCACCAUGACAGUCAGCCAGCUGAAAGAGCACUCCCUGAAAGUGCAUGGGAAGGCACUGACACUACCAAGACCACGCAUUGUCAGCCUUGUAACCUCGGAUGCUCACCAUGCCUCCAAGAACCACACUACCGCUGAAGAAGUGGAAGACUGUAAUGAUUCUUCCUACUCAGAGCCUCCAGAUGUCCAGCAGCAAUUGAACCACUACCAGUUAGCAGCUCUGGCAAGGAACAACAACAACAUUAGCCCUGUCCCAGACCAGAAAGCCGAACCCGUCCUUAAUUGUGAAUUUUGUGAAUUCUCUUCGGGUUAUAUUCAGAGCAUUCGGCGCCAUUACCGUGACAAACACGGCGGGAAGAAGUUGUUCAAAUGCAAAGAUUGUUCUUUUUAUACUGGCUUUAAAUCUGCUUUUACUAUGCAUGUGGAAGCUGGGCAUUCAGCAGUUCUUGAGGAAGGACCCAAAGACCUCCGCUGUCCUCUCUGCCUGUACCACACCAAAUAUAAACGGAACAUGAUUGACCAUAUCGUCCUUCAUCGAGAAGAGCGAGUGGUUCCCAUAGAAGUGUGCCGUUCCAAGCUGUCCAAAUACCUGCAGGGAGUUGUUUUCCGCUGUGACAAGUGCACAUUCACCUGCUCCAGUGAUGAGAGCCUACAGCAGCACAUAGAGAAGCACAAUGAGCUGAGACCUUACAAAUGCCAACUCUGCUACUAUGAGACCAAGCACACAGAUGAGCUGGACGCCCACCUCCGAGAUGAGCAUAAAGUGAGUCGCAAUUUUGAACUGGUUGGACGGGUUAACUUAGAUCAGUUGGAACAAUUGAAAGGGAAAGAGGAAAGUUCCAGCAGUGAUGAGGAAGAAAAGGAAGAAGAGAUGAGCCCCAAGACCGAUGAGAGAGAGUCCAUGGGGUUCUCAGAGAAUGGUCCACCAGAAAAAAGGUUUGCAUGUGAAUUUUGUGGCCGGACGUUUGCAGAGGGCUCCGAAUGGGAAAGGCAUGUACUGAGGCAUGGCAUGGCUGUGAAUGAAAUCAAUCAGGUGAUUAGUGAAGACAGCCAGUCAAAAGAGAACCCAGAAGAGAAUGUGAAGGUACCGUUGGCAGAAGAGAUGGAAAGCAGCAUGUCAAUAGUGGUGGACUUUUCCCACAAGAAUGAACCUGCCGUCUGUAUUGUUGCUGCUGCUGAUAAAUCACUCCAAGAGAAUACAGAGGCCAAAAGUGAAUGAGCACCUGGUGUGAUUUCAGACAACCUACUUGAACAGUGAUGGAUGGGAUGGGGUGGGGAGGGGGACAAGGAAGAAUCAAAGCUGCUUUUAGGACUGAAUGAUCUAUUUUCAAAGCACUGGUACCUGUGUGUGCGUGUGUGUGUGUGCGCGUGUGUGUGUUUUUGCGUGUGUGUACAUAUAUUAAAUUUAUUUAAUUGAGGACAACAAAAUGAUGUGGCUCCAUGACAUCUCUGCAACUCUUCUGGAUCUUGACAGUGGGACGUUUCCGUUCAUUUGGACUUGAAGAGCAAACUCGCCAAUGCUCUUUGCGUUACACCGUUGUGCUUUGCCAUGGACACUUUGGAUCAUUUCAAGGAUGGAAGCGUCACAAGGAUGGAAGAGUGCAGGGGACAAUUUUCAGCGCACAACUUUGGGCGCUUUUUUCUAAUUUUAAUAUACAUAUGCUUUUCCAGACUGACUGACUGACUGACUCGCUUUAGAAGAAGAAGAAAACAAAACAAAAAAACUGCUUUUUGCUUAAAACAGUCACCUGUUUCCUAGUACCUCAGAAUUAACCAAGGGAAAUAUUAAAAAAAUACAAAUCUCUGCAUUUGUCAGUACUACCUGUUGUUGUUGUGGUUAAAUGUAGAGACAAGACUGCUGAGCAAGAUGGUGAAUGGAAGAAAAACCACAAAGUUUUAAAACAAAAGGAAAACAAAAUUGUGCUCAAAAAUCCCUGUGGGGGUUUUAUUUCUUAAAAUACUGUGAUUUUUUUAAUUAUUUUAGUAAAAAAAUACAAAAAAGAAAGAGAGAAAGAGAGAGAAAGAGAAUUCCUAGAUACCUGUCCGUGGCUUGUCAUCUUUUAUUCCAGGUAAGCUGUUUGUUAGCGUUCAGCUAUGAUUUUAGGGUGCGUGUGUGUUGUUGUGUUUCUUUUAAAGACUCAUGUGACUGACUAUGUGCCGUUCUUGUUUUGCCCCAUGUCUCCGUCUGCUCAGCCUAAGGGGUUACAAACACAGCACAAUUAAGUUUCGGGUUGUUGGUUUGUUUUUUCACGUAAAGUAUUGUUACUCUCCGCCCUGGCCCUCUACCCACCCAGGAGAUGACGCUGGGAAGGGGGAUUAGUUUUUGUGAAUAUAAUGGGUUUUUUAUUCUCUCCCCAUCCCUGUUAGUUUCAAACAUGUGAAAAUAGCAAAGAAGUGACUUUAAAAAAAAAGAAAAGAGAAAAAAAGAAAGAGAAAACCCCCAUUAAUACUAAAGAACCAAACUUACAGCACAGCUAUGCAGGUUGUGGGCCAAAUGGCUCCUCGUAACCAUUCUGUUGCUCGUCAGAUUUCAACAUCUCUCACUGGUUUUUAUUUUCGUUCUUACGAAUGGUUGCCUUUUCUUCGUAUGUGGUGCGUCUUAUUUUGGUGCGAUGGGAGGGAGAAAGGGAGGGAGCUGAUGGCUCUGAAAUUCCCAACAUUUCCGAAAUUCUGAAAGCGUAAUUUUGAAAGCUUGAGCUGAUCAGGUUCUGUACUAUUUGGAGGUAGAUGGUCGACUCUUUGUGAAUUUCAUGAACAUGCUCCCGUUAGCUCUUCGCAUGAUGGGAAACAGCGAAGCAUAAAUAGGAAUCUACUACAUCCAUGGGGUUUUGAGACCGGUGUUCCUGAUUUCAUGCUAAAAGUCUCCGGGCAUUUUGCGUGAACAUGAAUCAGAAGGUCGGGACCCAUGGGGGAAAUGGUCUGGCUGUGAACAAAGGGGUUUCUUUCCAAAAAGUAGAAAGUAUUUGACUGAAACUUAGUUUAGAAAUGCAUGUGUCUCUUUGGGUUGUUCUUCAUUUUCAUUUCUUUUUUGGUUUGGCGCCUUUUUUUAACUUGGAGGGUUGGGGUGGGAAGGGUGGGCACGAGAGGAAGCUGGUUGAGAAGUCGAGAGCCAACAGAACUUCUCCUCAAAUUGAUGGCAAACGAAGAUGGAGUGGGAAAGGAAACAAAAAAAUGAAAAAUAAUACUGUUGCAUUUGUGAAAUAAGUGCUACUUGAAAAGCAUGGUGUUUUGAUUUUGAGGAUUCAUAUUUUGUGGGGGGUAGGGACCUUUUUUUAUUUGGAGGGAGGGACAGUCGUGUGGAAAACACAUUGAAAGGACAAGUAUAAAUACACAUUUUGUGUCUGAAUGUUUUCUUUUAAAUUGGCCUAGUUUCAAAUGUAUUUAAACAGUUCCAUACCUGGAUUGGGUGUUUGUAAUGGUUACCAAAAAUGAAAAAGAUGAAAAAAAAAGAAAGAAAUAGAUGACAAAAAAUGAAAUAAAUGAUUGUGACAUGCUUUUAUCACUACUUUAUUUUUCAAAUAACAUGUAAAUAUUGUAAUCCAUUGGAUUUGUUUUGUUUUGUUUUUUGCUAACCUGUUAAUAAAUAUAUGGGACCAUUAUCCUUUUUAACAAGUCUAGAAUGUCAUAUUUUUUCUUGUGUUUCCCCUCCCACCCUCCCAAAUGUAUACCUUGAUAUAUUGUGGACACACAUUUUAGAUGCAUUAUUAUGAUUCUGUUGGCUGUAAUGAUGACCUAGGAUUGAGAAUAACAUUUUUUUCAUUUGUUUAAUUUAUACAGAGGACUUUUUCAGAGUUUGACAGAAGGAAAUAAAUAGCAAAAUGAUAACUCACUGGCUUCAGAACUCAGUAUUUCCUAACUAAGAUUAACUAUUGCUCAGUGUUUGGUGGACGAGGAGUGGAAGUUCUGAAUUGUUGCACUGAUAAUUUUUUUAAGGCAAAAGAAAAUGAAUAAAGAAUUUUCAAAAGUG
Messenger RNA from Anolis carolinensis (green anole), 11388 nucleotides. RefSeq names its product zinc finger protein 462 (gene znf462). Lineage: Eukaryota; Metazoa; Chordata; Lepidosauria; Squamata; Anolidae. The record is from RefSeq and is a predicted model, not a curated record. Gene Ontology annotation, biological process: positive regulation of transcription by RNA polymerase II. The coding region runs from base 1153 to 8640 and encodes 2495 amino acids. Gene Ontology annotation, cellular component: nucleus. The transcript has 13 exons.